AAAGUAAGUUGAGGACCAAUAGUACCGUAUUUGAGCUCCCGACCCUCCGGAAAGAAUAUACAAUUGGGCUAUUACCUAAAAUGUGUAUUCGUCUGUUCUACUUUACCUACAGAAUUUUCUUGCAGCGUUGUCUAUUUAGGUUAUUACGCCGAAUACGGUACUUCAGGUACAAUAUACACGGCACUCGGGUGACGGGCCUGUUGAGUUAUCUACGGGGGCUUACCUGUGGAACAAUGCUUGAUUUUGCCAUUCCGCAAUCGCCUCAUAGUUGCGAUAUUGAUGAUUUCAUAGUUGUGAUAUUGAUAAUUUCAAAGUUGCUCAACAGUAUAAACGUUAAUACUGCGACAAUAAAAAAAAGCAGACCGGAUAUAGGACAAACCCAGCUUCCAAAAGCCACCACUUUACCAAACGAUAUAUUCAUUACGCUCAGUCACAAGUAAAUACGUAAAUCAAACGCCCACUAUUUAACCUGGGCACCCCCAUACAAGCUU
Babjeviella inositovora NRRL Y-12698 is the source of this 491-nucleotide messenger RNA. RefSeq lists its product as uncharacterized. Bases 81 to 440 code for a protein of 119 amino acids. The transcript has a single exon. The record is from RefSeq and is a predicted model, not a curated record. NCBI's taxonomy places the organism in Eukaryota, Fungi, Ascomycota, Pichiomycetes, Serinales.